Messenger RNA from Apis mellifera (honey bee), 1959 nucleotides. Its product is annotated as kynurenine/alpha-aminoadipate aminotransferase, mitochondrial. The coding region runs from base 335 to 1645 and encodes 436 amino acids. The transcript is spliced from 8 exons. NCBI's taxonomy places the organism in Eukaryota, Metazoa, Arthropoda, Insecta, Hymenoptera, Apidae. The record is from RefSeq and is a predicted model, not a curated record. Gene Ontology annotation, biological process: biosynthetic process. Gene Ontology annotation, molecular function: L-kynurenine:2-oxoglutarate transaminase activity; pyridoxal phosphate binding.
AAGCGCUUCUAUCAGUGUUGUUAAUAUUACCGUUGCUGUUCCAUGAAAAAGAAUGUGUUGUUAAACGAUUCAUCUCUUUUUUUCUCUCUUUUUUUUUUCAAAUUCCCGCUCAAUCGUAUUCUCUGUCCUCUUGCCAGGGGUGUGUUUACGAAAUAUAUCGAGAUUUUUCGCGAAAAAAAAUCAUAUUUUUCCCCAUAGUUUCCCCUUUGCCGUUUUCUCUCGUGUUCCGUUCCGUUCCGUUCCCGGCCGAUUCGAUAUUCGAACUCGCUUCGCUGAAAUUGGAAGGUAAAGAAAGGUGAAAGUCACGUUUGAAAGAAAGAAAGUGAACGUAAAGAUGCAUAAUAUCAAGGAAAAAUUCGACAUCGAUUAUUCGUCGUUCAGGACCGAAAUCUCGAAACGCAGAAGAUCGGCCACCACCAGGGAAUUGACUAAAAUGGCGUAUUCCGCGCCGAAGAACGUGGUCUCGUUGGCCGAGGGUAUGCCGAACGAAGAAACCUUCCCUUUCACGGAGAUCUCCAUCAAACUUAACGAUGGAUCGUCUUUCACCCUAGACGAACGAGAAUUGGGCGCAGCUUUGCAAUAUAUUCCCACUCAGGGUUACCCGCCGCUUCUUCAGACCCUGAGGGAGUUCCAGAGAAGGGCGCACGCACCUCCCUUAUGGGAGAGCCGCGACAUCAUAAUCGUCUCCGGUUCUCAAGAUGGAUUAAGCAAAACUCUCGAGGCCAUACUCGAACCUGGCGACUCGCUCUUGGUGCACGAUCCUUUCUAUCCAGGCGUGGACAUUGUGGUCUCGCCGUAUAAGAUAGAGUUGAUCCCGAUCCCUCAGGAUGAGCACGGUUUGAUUCCGGAUAUUUUGAGGGAAACGUUAAGAAACAGAAAGCUGUCCGGGAAGAAAAUGCCGAAAAUAAUGUACAUAAAUGCCACCGGAAUGAAUCCCACCGGUGUCGUUAUUCCUUUGGAAAGACGAAAGGAGAUCUAUAGGAUAGCUUGCGAAUACAACUUCUUGAUCCUGGACGAUGAUCCUUACCACUUCUUGCACUUCGAGGAGGUGGAGCCAAAAUCGUUCUUAUCACUGGACACCGAAGGAAGGGUAAUUAGGCUUGACUCCUUCUCUAAAGUGGUCAGUAGCGGUAUCAGAUUGGGCUUCAUCACGGCGGCGGCUCCAUUGAUAGCCAGUAUAGAGCUCCACUUGCAAAGCAGCCAUCUCCACGCCCCUACGUUAUCCCAGGCGAUACUGUACAGGCUGAUGAAAUUAUGGGGAUACGACGGGAUGAUAAACCAUUUCAAAUGGAUAAGGCAUUUCUAUAAGAAACGGAGGGAUAUUAUCGCUAGGUUCGCUGAAAAACACUUGAAUGGUUUAGUAGAUUUCACCAUUCCAAGUGGAGGUUUUUUCUUAUGGAUUAAAGUACGAGAUAUUAAAGACACUUGGAAAAUGCUUAUGCAGCGAGGAAUUACAGAAGGUGUGCUAAUGGCACCUGGUGCACCUUUCAUGAAAGAUUCUUCCAAACCUUGCAACGCCAUCAGGGCUAGUUUCAGCAAAGCUUCUUACGAAGAAAUGAAUCUGGCAAUGGAGAGGUUGGGAAAUUUAAUCAGAUCCGAGUUAAGAAAUAAUUCAUUUAUAAAUGGAAAUUCGUUGAUCAAUUAAUACUUUUUGUGAAAAAUUAAUAAUAAAAAUAUCAUAACAUUAUAAAACUUUUAUCGGUGGAGGGAUAUUCAGUAGAAUAUCUUAUGUAGGUAUAGUAGAAAUUCUUGUACCGAAUGAUGAAAAGUUACCAACCACUACUAACGUAGAAAAAACUAUUGUGAUUAUUUAAAAUUCUUUUAAAAUAUUUCGCAUCUUAUCUGCUAGAGGACUAUAAGAUCAAACUUUUCGUUUAAUAUUUAAUAUUUAAUACUUUAAUAUUUAUGAUUUUGUGUAUUAAUUAUAUAUUAAUUUUUACGCCAUUUGAAACGUUUCAU